This is a messenger RNA of Impatiens glandulifera, 2045 nucleotides long. Its product is annotated as calmodulin-binding protein 60 A-like. Gene Ontology annotation, biological process: regulation of salicylic acid biosynthetic process. Lineage: Eukaryota; Viridiplantae; Streptophyta; Magnoliopsida; Ericales; Balsaminaceae. The transcript is spliced from 7 exons. Gene Ontology annotation, molecular function: DNA-binding transcription factor activity; calmodulin binding; sequence-specific DNA binding. The record is from RefSeq and is a predicted model, not a curated record. Gene Ontology annotation, cellular component: nucleus. The coding region runs from base 560 to 1813 and encodes 417 amino acids.
AUAAGAGGAGGGAGAUCUAGAAUCCCUCUCACACACCCACACUCACACACACACUAGUUUCUCUCUCUCACUCACUUCCUUCCAUCCUCUCCGUUACUCGGAAAGAGAAGACGCGGUUUGAAAAAUUCUACAAUUUUCUCUAACUAGGGUUUGCAAAUACAAAUACAAAGGAAUCGAUGUCGCUUCACUUCUGCAGAAAAAAUUAGAGCCGACAGUUCGACAAUUUAUAAAAGAGGAAUUUGAGAAGCAGCUGAAAUAUUUGAGGAAUGGAAAAUGCUCUUCUGGUGUUAGCAGCUCUUCUGGUGUUGGUAUCUCUUCUGAAUCAAGAUACUUGGAAUUACAUUUCUCAUGUAAUGUUUUGGAAAUAGUAUGGACAGCAGAAUCCAUAAAAGGUGAAGGGAAUAGCUCCAUUUUAGUAACUUUAUGUGAUCCUCUUACUGGCAAAGUUGUCAAGUUCGGACCAGAAGCCUCAGCCAAAGUGGAAAUAUUUAUCCUAAAAGGGAGCUUUGAGAGUGAUGAUUGGACAGAAGAAGAGUUCAGUCAAAAUAUUAUAAGGGAAAUGAAUGGGAAAAAAAUCCUCAAGGGCAAUGCUUGUCUUCAACUAAAAGAAGGAAUAGGAGCCUUAGACGAUCUCUCUAUUCUGCAUAAUAAGAUUUGGAAGCGGGUAACUAAGCUAAGGCUUGGAGCAAGACUCAUGGAUAGUUUUCAAAAUAUCAGAGUAAAAGAAGCAAAGACACAAACUUUCACUAUGAAAGACAAAAGGAUGAAAGCUGAUAUGGUGAAGGGCGCAGUAGUAGUAUCUCUUAUGGAUAAUGUAUGGUGCCUAAAAAACAUUGGACAACAUAGACCUAUUGUUGACCGUUUGACGGAAAGAGGCAUAAAAACUAUAAAAGAUUUUCUGAGUCUAUAUUUUGUGCACUCUGAAGAGCUCAUGGAGAUUCUUGGGCGUGUCUGGACUGAAAGGAAAUUGAAGGCAACGAUAGAUCAUUGUCUUAAAUGCAAGAAGCUUGAGAAAAGGUACUUGGCCCCACACCCAAAUGAUUCUGAGGAGAACUAUGGAGUAGUUUAUACGGAGGUAUUUAAUGUUUUGGGGAUCUUCAAGGGAAGCCAAUUCAUUCCUUUUGAUAAGCUCUCUGAAACACUUAAGUGUAAUGCACGCAACCGUGUCAAAGAUGCUUUUGAUAACAAGGAAGAAGAGGCAGUUGUCUGGGAUGAAACUAUAUAUCCUCUAGUUUCACCUACUGCUAUAACUUGUGCUUCUUCUAAUGAACCUUUUACUUCUUAUUCCAUGAUGGAUGAUGAUGUUGCUUCUGGAGCAACAAUUGGAACUGAAGCUAUAUAUCCUCUAGUUUCACCUACUGCUAUAACUCGUGCUUCUUCUAAUGAACCUUUUUCUUCUUAUUCCAUGAUGGAUGAUGAUGUUGCUUCUGGAGCAACAAUUGGAACUGAAGCUAUAUAUCCUCUAGUUUCACCUACUGCUAUAACUUGUGCUUCUUCUAAUGAACCUUUUUCUUCUUAUUCCAUGAUGGAUGAUGAUGUUGCUUCUGAAGCAACAAUUGGAACUGAUGUCUUCAGUUGGGGAGAGGAAGGUGAAGUAGAUAGAAAUGCUUCAGUUUCAUAUGGCUUGGAAAAUGGACAUGAUCCUACUACAGGGGGGGAAAUCUUCUCCUCUGAUGACCAUGGGUAUGCAAUGUUCGAAAAUGAUCCCAAUAAUAUCCUUCUGCUACCAAUCAUGAUGAAUAUGAUUGGAUCUAAUUGGAAUUGUGUCAUUCGAAUACCAUCAUUUAAUAACGAGGAUCAACUUUAUCUUUAGUAGUGGACCGCAAUGCCCAUUAAAUAGCUGAGCCGGUGAUAGCUAGUUCAUGGGUUUUCCUACAAAAUCCAGGUAUCCAUCACAUGGAGCUCCUUCGUUUUUCGGUAGAAAUUCACUUGGUUGAUUGAAACAAUUGAUUUAUGCACACAAAAAAAUGAUUCUGUACUUAUGGAAUUCAUAUUUUAUAAUUUUCACUGUAAUGUACACUUGGAGCUUGUUUGAUGUUGGUCAU